Molecule: messenger RNA, 1216 nt
Organism: Populus euphratica (Euphrates poplar)
Lineage: Eukaryota; Viridiplantae; Streptophyta; Magnoliopsida; Malpighiales; Salicaceae
Product: Mitochondrial inner membrane translocase complex, subunit Tim44-related protein
Exons: 12
Coding region: 98-1021 (307 amino acids)
Cellular component (GO): mitochondrion
Source: RefSeq, a predicted model, not a curated record
CAUAUAUUUUUCAUCCUUAAACCCUUCAGCUGCAGGAACAAAAACCUCUCUAAUCAGAUCAGUGCAUUUUUGAAGAGGCUACACAUGAUCAGUAAAGAUGGCCCUAUUUAGAAGAUUACAAGCAGUUCGCGCACUUAAUCAAACCAUUGGGAUUCGAGAAUCUUCUUCUUAUCUACUUGGGAGCUCAAGAAGCUACUCCAGUAGCUCCACUGAUAUUUCAAAUGGUAUUAAACUUAAUUCCCCAAGAUUUUCUUCUUGCUUAUAUAAUGGCCGCAAUGCUCUUCCUUGGACUCAUAGAAGUACAAUGACUCUUCGUUCUACAAUGGCCAUGGAGUUAUCAAUCUUCUUAAAUGACAAGAGGCCGGCAACAACAAAAGUGAAUGCCCCCCCACAAGCACGACAGAUGGGAGCUCUUAAAGUGUCCAUUUCAAGUCCUGGAUUCAUAUAUGAACCGUAUGCUCCUCGUGAUACAAUCUCAUUCUGGCGGAGAUGGUUCACAAAAAGCGGCUGGAGAAGAACAAAAAACGACAUCAUUUUAGAGCUCAAAAAUGCCUACGCUAUUGUUAAGUUAAGAAAAACUGGAUACUCAAAACAUAAGUUUUACGUAGAAGCCAUCAAAUUAUACAAAGAGAUAAACACUCUACUGGCAAAUGGUGACAAAACAGCACUAAGAAAAGCAGUUACAGAGAAAAUGUACUCCGAAUUCAAAAAUGAAAUUAAACAAAGACAGUCUGCAUGGAAUAUGAGCAAGCUUUAUUGGGAGAUGAUUGAACCAGCUGUUCUGAUACGAACUUUGCGAGCUCGACUGAUUGGUGUUGAUAAGAGCGAUCUCAAUAAAGUUUUCAUACAGCUAACACUUGAGAUCAAGACAAAGCAGAAGUUCGAGGCAUAUGAUUCUAAAGGAGCCAGAGUUGCUGGAGAUAAAAAUAAGGAGAUCCUUGUCCGCGAAAUCUGGGUAUUUGAGAAAUCCCUUUUUCACCCUGGAGCUUACUGGCGGCUUUGUGGACGAAUUAAAGCAUAAGCUGGCUUCUUGUGAUGAGCGAUCAAAGACCAAGUUCUGCCGAUGAAUAAUCUUUCUUCUUCAAUUUUGUAAACUGAAGACAACUGUAAUAGAUUUUGAGUAUCAUGGCAUACAUUUUUUUCUUUACGAGUUCAAUUUGUGUAUUGAAUUUCUACGAAAUAAUAAAUUGACUAGCAUCUUGCCAUUUUCCAUAAC